Molecule: messenger RNA, 2449 nt
Organism: Sapajus apella (tufted capuchin)
Lineage: Eukaryota; Metazoa; Chordata; Mammalia; Primates; Cebidae
Gene: PPEF1
Product: protein phosphatase with EF-hand domain 1
Exons: 15
Coding region: 1217-2449 (410 amino acids)
Cellular component (GO): nucleus; cytosol
Molecular function (GO): protein binding; protein serine/threonine phosphatase activity
Source: RefSeq, a predicted model, not a curated record
GGGGCAGUUUUGCGUUGGCGUCUGGCUUGCCAGGGUUGGAAAAGGCCGCUGGUUAGCGGGCUCCUUGCCCGAGGGUGUGGACCUCUUCCCGCUCGCCUGCCCCUUCCCGCAGUCUUCUUCCCCUCCCGAAGCCAGGCCUAGCGGAGGGUGCAAGUGGCAGGGCUUCCGUUGGGUCCCCUUGGUCUAGGGCUGCGGGGGUGGGGUGGGGGGCGAAGAGGUGUAGACCGGGCCAUCCCUCUAUGGCUUCCGGGGAGGCAGCGGCCCUGGCCACGUGAUUGAGGAGCCCAGUGUAAAAUGAAGAUGCCAGGCCUCUUGUUAAGUUCUUGAAAAUUUCACACGGUAAGUGCUGCGCAUUCAGCCAGGCACGGGGCUCCUUGACCCUACUCAGGUCCUGGCUCUGACUUGCUUGCAGGACUGUGGUCUAGGUAAGGGGUUGGGACCCUCCAUCACAAAGGGUGCUUCUUGCUUUUCAUCAUCAGUGUCAUUUGCCUUCUUCAGGGUUUCUGGAUGGAUGUGCAUCACCACCCUAGGAUUGCUCAUCAUCUUCCAGCUUGAAAACCCACCUAUAAUCAUUUGUGGGGGCGUCUUUAAGCACCCAGAUGAACUUGGUCUGCAGGCGGCAGCUGUCCUUUUCAUUGGAUCAUCCGCUGAGUAUCAGAAAGAAUGUUGUGGUUGCCUGUGGCAGAAGAUCCAACCCAAACUGAGCUAGCAAAACCAGUUUCCAACGAAUCUGCUUUGAAAAUUCCAAAGGUGUUGUCAUAUCUGCAUCAUCCAUUGUGGGGUCACCAAGGCAACCUAUUAAUCAUUCUAGAAUCUACCUGUUGAAGACUCCAGAUGAGACUGAGCAACCAUCUUCAGUAAGACCUGUGUGAUGAAGGUUGUGUUGUGAGCCUGCCGGUCGGGCUGAAAGAGUCAGCAACCAACAAAUGAAGAUCCGGGAGUCUGCCUCUCUUGAACCUGUGUGGAUCUAAUCUAACCUCGUGGGAAAGACCUCUGCAUUCCACCAUAGAGAAUUUUUCUUUCUCGUCUUCAUUUCUUUUGAAACACCUGGGGUGAGAAAAAAAACCUCUGCAUUGGCCAAACAGAAGAAACAGAAUCUGUGACUGAAGAGGAUCGGCUAAGAGUGGUUCCUUGCAGCUUAAAGGGAGGGACUUUUCACACUCUGUCUUAAAAUCAGAAGUUGAAUUUGUGAACACGUAUGAUUUAGAUAGAAGUCAUGGGAUGCAACACUUCUUCAACGAGAAUCAAGAAUUCUCAGACAUCACUAAGAGCUGUGUUGAUCAUCCAGAACUGGUUCCGAGGUUACAGAGCUCGACUGAAGGCCAGGCAACAGUAUGCCCUCACCAUCUUCCAGUCCAUCGAAUAUGCUGAUGAACAAGACCAAAUACAGUUAUGCAACUUCUUUACCUUCAUGUUGGAAAACUACAAACAUAUACGUAAGGAAGAGAUAGAAUUAAGUCAACUUACCGAAAGCAAACUGGACAUGAUGGAUAAACAGGAUUAUGUGGACUUGAUAGAUGUCCCAGACUCCUAUCAAGGUCCUCGGCUACAAUUUCCUCUCACUUGUGCUGAUAUUGAUUUACUUCUGGAGGCUUUUAAGGGAAAACAGAUACUUCAUGCCCGUUAUGUCUUAGAGGUGCUAUUUGAAACCAAGAAACUCCUGAAGCAAAUGCCAAAUUUCACUCAAAUACAAACUUCUCCCUCCAAAGAGGUAACAGUCUGCGGUGAUUUGCAUGGGAAACUGGAUGAUCUUUUUUUGAUCUUCUACAAGAAUGGUCUCCCCUCAGGGAGCAACCCAUAUGUUUUUAAUGGUGACUUUGUAGAUCGAGGAAGGAAUUCCAUGGAGGUCCUAAUGAUCCUGUGUGUGAGUUUUCUUGUCUACCCCAAUGACCUGCACUUGAACAGAGGGAACCAUGAAGAUUAUAUGAUGAAUCUGAGGUAUGGCUUCACAAAAGAAAUUUUGCACAAAUAUAAGAUACAUGGAAAAAAAAUCUUACAAACCUUGGAAGAACUCUAUACCUGGCUCCCAAUUGGUACAAUCAUUGACAAUGAAAUCCUGGUCGUACAUGGUGGGAUAUCAGAGACCACAGACUUGAAUUUACUCCACCGUUUAGAGAGAAACAAAAUGAAAUCUGUGCUGAUGCCACCAAGAGAAAUAAACAAAGACUAUAACACCGACUCGAAGCACAGUAAAUUAGGUGUGACUAUCAGUGCACAUGGGAGAAUCAAAGCAAGUGGAUUGUCUUCUGAACACUUACCAAAGCAUGAAUGGGAACAGGUAGGUAAUCAAGGUGUUCACUGGACUGGCAACAAUGACACCAACAUACAUGUUGUCCCUUACAAUAUAAAAAUAAAAGGUGACUUUACAAGCAGACCACAUGAUUUUCUCGGAAUUCAUCACUAUUCAAUCAAGGCCUACCAACCCAAGGUCCCGCCCACCUACCCAUAA